Purpureocillium lilacinum is the source of this 900-nucleotide messenger RNA. RefSeq lists its product as uncharacterized. Gene Ontology annotation, molecular function: inositol monophosphate 1-phosphatase activity. Gene Ontology annotation, biological process: signal transduction; phosphatidylinositol phosphate biosynthetic process; inositol metabolic process. NCBI's taxonomy places the organism in Eukaryota, Fungi, Ascomycota, Sordariomycetes, Hypocreales, Ophiocordycipitaceae. The record is from RefSeq and is a predicted model, not a curated record.
AUGGCCGACGUCGACGUCGACCUCCAGGCCGUCCACGACGCAAUGGUGUCGGCGGCCUACGAGGCCGGCAAGAUGAUUCUCGCCGCCAACCCGGCCGACAUUGACACGGGCACCAAGCUCAACUCCGUCGACAUCGUCACCGAGGUGGACAAGGGCGUCGAGAAGAUGGUCUCGGGGCGCCUGGCCGCGGCGUUUCCCUCGUUUGCGUUCAUGGGCGAGGAGACGUACAAGCCUGGCGUGCGGCUGGGCCCGGAGCCGACGUUUGUCGUGGAUCCCAUUGACGGCACCACCAACUUUGUCCACUCGUUCCCCAACGCGUGCAUCUCGCUCGGCCUGGCCGUCGACCGCCGCCCCGCCGUGGGCGUCAUCUACAACCCGUGGCAGGACCUGCUCUUCACCGCCGUGCGCGGCCGCGGCGCCCACAUGACGCGCAUCCGCGGCACCCCGCCGCAGCGCCUCCCCCUGGCGCGCUCCCCGCGGCCCCUCACGGGGCUCGGCUCGGCGCUCCUCGCCGUCGAGUGGGGGUCCGACCGCGAGGGCGCCAACUUCGACGCCAAGGCCGCCAUCUUCCGCCAGCUGGCCGCCAGCCGCGAGUCCGGCGGCAGCAUGGUCCACUCGCUGCGCAGCCUCGGCUCCGCCGCCCUCAACAUGGCGGCCGUCGCGGCGGGCCAGCUCGACGCCUACUGGGAGGGCGGCUGCUGGGCCUGGGACGUCUGCGCCGGGUGGUGCAUCCUCGAGGAGGCGGGCGGGCGCGUCGUCGGCGGGAACCCGCGCGACUGGGAUACGCCCCUCGAGUCGCGCGUGUACCUGGCCGUACGGGGCGCGCCCACCGGCCAGGAGGAGCUGGUUGAGGAGUUUUGGGCCGUCAUGGGCGACCGCAAGCUCGAGUACUCGGUGUAG